Messenger RNA from Ramularia collo-cygni, 2718 nucleotides. Its product is annotated as related to DUF221 domain protein. Gene Ontology annotation, cellular component: plasma membrane. The record is from RefSeq and is a predicted model, not a curated record. Bases 1 to 2718 code for a protein of 905 amino acids. The transcript is spliced from 3 exons. Gene Ontology annotation, molecular function: calcium-activated cation channel activity. NCBI's taxonomy places the organism in Eukaryota, Fungi, Ascomycota, Dothideomycetes, Mycosphaerellales, Mycosphaerellaceae.
AUGGAGGCUCCACAGGACUCCCCCACGCGUCUGUAUGCGCGACAAAGCAAUGCAGGUUCCAACCGCCAGGACGGAUCCUCUGUAUCGCAGCUCGUCUCCACCUUGAUUCCAGUCCUCGCGAUAUCCACUGUCAUCUUCAUAGCCUUCCUCAUCUUCCGCAAACGCCUCGCACGAGUAUACCAACCUCGCUCAUUCAUCGGUUCUUUGCGCAAUUGGCAGCGCUCCCCACGACAGACCGCUGGCCUGCUAGGAUGGCGUCGGGAGUACACUCAGCUCAAAGACGAGUUUGUGUUGGGACAUGCCUCGCUGGACAACUACCUAUGGCUUCGCUUCUUCAAAAUGCUGGCCAUGAUGUGCCUCAUCGGAUGCUUCAUCACCUGGCCAGUUCUGUUCCCGGUCAAUGCGACGGGCACAGCACCAAACAUCAACGGACUGGACAUAUUGUCCUUUAGUCACAUCACACCAGGCCCACGAUACUACGCCCAAGUGUUCGUCGCAUGGGCCUUCCUCUCAUGGGUCAUGUUCAUGAUCACCAAGGAGUCCAAAUUCUUCGUGCGUCUGAGGCAACGUUAUUUCCUUUCGCCGUACAUGUCCAGCCGCAUCUCAUCAAGGACCGUCCUGUUUGUGAACGUCCCGGAAGAGGCUCGCAAUGAGAACUAUCUCAGACAGGAAUAUGCAGGUGUGAAGAGCAUCUGGCUUGUCAACGUGCCCGAAGACCUCGCAGAGAAGGUUGACGAUCGGGACAAGGCUGCCGCAAAGUUGGAGACGGGCGAGAUCAAAAUGAUCCAGAACCACACCAAGCGUGAAAUGAAGCGGGAGAAGAAGGAGAAGAAAAAGGGCGUUGUAAAGGAGCGUUCCGACCCAGAGCAGGGCACACUCGUCGAGGUGGAGAAGAAGGACCGUCCGGCGCAUCGCCUACCCAAGCUCAAGUUCCUGCCUAUUGGCAAGAAAGUGGACACCGUGGACUGGUCACGAGCGGAAUUGCAGCGUCUUGCGCCUGAAGUCGCAAACGAGCAGUCCAGACUUCGCGGAGACCGCUCUCACGUGCAGGGAGCUUGCUUCAUUGAGUUUGAUACCGUACAGGCGGCCCAAACGGCAACAUUCCAGGCCACUCACAUCGACAAGAAGGACAAGGCGAAGCAGAAGAUGAAGAUGACGCCCAAGGAGCUUGGUACUCCACCCCAGGACGUAAUUUGGAAGAACACGAUCAAGUCUUUCGGGAAAGUCAAGCUCUUGAGUGCGGCUGGCACUGCAUUCGUCGCAUUCCUCUGCAUCUUUUGGUCGAUCCCCGUCGCUGCCAUUGGAGCCAUCUCGAACAUCAACUACCUCAUUGAUAAGGUUCCUUUCUUGAGCUUCAUCAAUUCCAUCCCUGACAAGAUUCUGGGUGUGGUCACCGGACUGCUACCCGCGGUCUUGCUGGCAGUUUUGAUGUUGCUGGUGCCCAUCGUCUGCAACAUCAUUGCCAGAAUGUUUGAGCCAACGGAAGGCGCCGUGCAGAUGAAGGUGCAAGGAUGGUAUUUCCCAUUCCAGGUCAUUCAGGUCUUCCUCGUCACCACUUUCGCUUCUGGAGCCGCAUCGGUCGCAACACAGAUCAUCAACGACCCUACAACAGCGGCCUCGCUUCUUGCGAACAACCUGCCCAAAGCGUCCAACUUCUACAUCUCCUACUUUAUCAUUUUCGGACUUAUGACGACUGCUAUGCAGUUUCUUAACCUUGUGCCGCUCCUUUUCGCCCUCUUUUUGGGUAAAAUACUCGACAAGACACCACGUAAACUGUUCAAUCGUUACGCCAACCUUGCCGGUCUGGGAUGGGGAGCGCUUUACCCAAAGUUUACCAACUUGGGCGUUGUUGCGCUGUCAUACUCCUCGAUCGCGCCACUCGUGCUGGGAUUCGCCACUGUUGGAUUCUUCCUACUUUACCUGGCAUUCCGUUACAACACUAUCUUCACCCUUGGUACAACUGCGUCCACGCGUGGUGAAUCUUACGCUCGCGCUCUACAGCAGCUUACCGUCGGUAUCUAUCUUUCCGAGGUCUGCUUGAUUGGUCUUUUGGCCAUCGGUGUCGCCUCCAGCAAACAGUCCAUUGGUCCAUUGGUCCUCAUGAUUGUGUUCCUUAUCGCAACCAUCGCUUGGCACAUUUGGCUGCGCCGUGGUCUCGACAAAAUGGAACUGGAUAUGCCUGGAAACAGCAUCAAUUCCACGGGGACAGCUACCAACUAUGGAUACGAUACUGAGAAGAACACGUCUAAUACUGGACAUCUUUCMAAGGAUGGCUACGAACAAACCUCUCAAACUCAGCCACACAUAGCCCGAGACGAAUACGACGAGGCAGGUGAUCAAUUACAACUUCAAAACACCCCAGCUGGAAAAGUGAGCAUGAUGGCCCGCCUCAAGGGCUACUUCACCGACAGCGCCGACGUCGCCGCACAGAAAGCCCUCGGUCACGUCGCACCUCAUCUCGGCUCCUCACCUCGAGCAUACACCCCGCAAGAACACGACGAAGCAUACCUUCACCCAGCCAUCAUUUCCGAGUGUCCGAUUGUAUGGAUUGCGAAGGACAAGUAUGGGAUUUCGCAGCAGGAGAUUCGGAAGACGACUGAGGCCGAUGGGUUCACUAUGACUGAUAAGGGUGCCAUUUUUAAUGAUAAGGGCAAGGUGGAAUGGAAGCAGGAUGAUUUGAGAGAGGCGCCGAUUUGGCGGGAUGAGCCGACGUAUUAG